UUUUCCUUCUGGUCUCUGAUUAUGGUGUCGUGUCGUGGCUGCUUUUGCAAAAGAAAGAAAAAAAAUCGCGUGUGAUUUGUAAAUUUCGGGAAAUUACAUUUAUUUUACGCAGUACUACAAUUCGGAUCCUCUUGAGAACAAGCGCGAUUCUUUGCGGUAUCAGUUAUCGCCCCAGAAAGUGUGUGUUUAGGCCAGGAAAAAGGUGUCAAAAUUUUCCCCGAAAGGCACUUUGUUUCGUCGCGUUCUCAGCAGCGCAGUUUCCAGUCCCAACAACGUCAAUGUGGUUCCGGAGGUUUGGCAACAAGCACGAAGACGACGAAGACGCCUGGUUUCAACUAUCAGAGCAACAUUCAAAACAGCGCCAGCAACAUAGUGAUUAUUGGCAGCGGACGGAGCAGUAUGGGCGAAAUCCUACAGCAGGACAUCCAGCAGUUGUUGGAGUACUUCGCGAAAAACUUGUACCGCGCGAAGGAAUGUGAAAUCGGUGAUGAAAUCGUUCAAAAAUGCAAUGCACUGAUGCGUGCCGACUACAGCGUUAUCGAGAUAUCCAACUCCAAUGGCGAAUUGUCGGCACACUAUCCCGGCAAGCUAUUGAUUCCGGAGCAGGAAAUCAGACAGCCCAACACUGUACCUGCAAAUCCCACUUCUUCAACAUUCACACGAGCAAGUAGCGAUCCUCCGGUCGCAACGAAAUCAUCUAAAGAUUCUGGCGCGGACACGAAACCUAUCUCUACUUCAACGGCAUCGUCGACCCGAGAUCCGUUGGUCGUAGAUGGACGUUUGGAUGCACAACGGUUGCGGUAUCUUAUAUGGCGUGCUCGUUUGGCAAGGUGUCGUGCCAGAUUUCCACUACCGGUUAUCUUGUUUCGUGGAAAAUAUAUAUGUCGAUCUGCAACGUUGUCCGGUGGGCCGGAAAUAUACGGCAGAUCUGGCCUGGAAUAUUUUGCGUACGCGGCUGAAGCUACGCCACCGGAACCAGGAGAUGAGGCGUAUGAUGAUGAACAGGACUCGUUAUCGGAUGAACCGGAUACCAAGGAUUGGCCGCUGUUUGGUAGAUUGAGGCGAAAAGAUAUUAGAUUGCUGAAGGCCUUGAAUGUGGGAACCAUAAUCGAUUUUAUGGUUGAAAACAAAAAAGUAAAGUUUUGGCUGAAUGUAACAUCUUCUGAAAAAGUUGACAAAGAAAAUCGUUAUAGCUUUUUCAAAAUUCUGGCACUGCCUUAUCCCGGUUGCGAGUUUUUCCGGGAAUAUCGUGACAAUGAUUGCCGAGGAGAAGGUUUAAUUUUCGACUGGAAUCAGUCUUACGUAGACGCGGGAAUACGGGUUCCAGACGACUCAGUUACAUCGCAGCUGAACAUAGAUUGGAACAACUAUAAACAGUGGGAUUUAGUCAAGAUCACUCAGAACUAUCUGAGACUUUUACUCAAAUACCUGCAGGAAGGUAACAACGGCAUCCUAGUACAUUGCAUAAGUGGAUGGGAUCGCACACCUUUGUUUGUGUCGCUAUUGAGGAUUUCCCUGUGGGCCGAUGGUGCAAUACAUCAAACAUUGAAUGCAGCUCAACUGUUGUACUUUACAAUCGCCUACGAUUGGCUUCUUUUUGGCCACAACCUGCCCGACCGCCUGAACAAGGGCGAAGUGAUAUUCUAUUUCUGCUUCUACAUACUCAAGUACAUCGUAGAUGACGAAUUUAGUGUCUUGACUCAUAGAUUCCGUAGUCAGCUGAGCAGCAGCGGCAGCAGUAGCAUAGGGGUAAUACGAACAGACAGUGAAAGUAUGCUAGAUGGUAUGCUUUUUGAUGGCGAAAGUCGAGGAUCAAGCAUUUCCCUUAAUUCCACGUCUAGCUUUGCUAGUGGUCGAAGCUCGUCGAUGCACGAUACUCAGACAUGCGUCAUCAAUGCUGGCAUUGGAUUGACAAGCGGUGGUGCGAGCAAUAGCAUAGCUAUUUCCGGUGCCAGAAACGGUAGCGUUCCUAGGAAUGUUGCAAACACUUCCGGUGGAAAUUGUACUGGAGAAGAUGGUGUGAAUUCUUUUAACGGCAAUAAUGGAUUUUCGGCACACAGUAACGAUAGUAGUAGCAGUAUUGGAUGCAUAUCUCAUGAUAGUUCGAAUCACAAUAUCCAAUGGUCUCCGCAAUCUAAAAGAACUAGUCCAGUUACCGUACCGAGUGCUAACAGGUUGAGACAAAGGCAGGAAUCAACAUCGUCUCUGUCGGUCGGUAGUUGGCAAAUGAUUACUUGUACUGGUAGCUUCAGGAGUGCCGAAUCGGUAAACGAGAUUCAGUCCCAUCUGCAGCAGAAUUUCUGCUCCCGGUUCCACCAUCCGACCGUUAGUCAUCAGGGUGGCAUGCACCCGAACAACUAUUCCAAUUCGAGCCAACAUCACCAACAGCUACAUCAACCACAGUGCCAGACUGUAUUCCAAUCGGAAAGUGGUACUACGCCUAAUGCCAACCAGCACCAUCAUCCUCAGCAUCUGCAUCAUAACAAUCACCAUCACCAGCCGCAGCAGCAUCAUCAUCACAGCCAUUUGAAUGCACCCGCCAAUUCCCUGUUUUUCACCAGUCAGGAUUCCACCGGAGGCUGCUGUUCUGUCCUAGAAGACGACUGCUAUCAUCCAAACCAAGUCGACCUCUAUGCACUGCGUCGCGAAAAACUGACCCAGCUGCGCACUCUCUUCUACAAUUGCUACUUCUCGACGAUCGCCUUCAAGUUUAACUCCGGUCCAGAUUCAGGUCUCGGAAGCCUCCUUGGGAAUUUCGCUGAAAAAGUCGGACUUGCUAGUCGUACCUCGGUCUAGGCCUAGGAUUGUUUUUUCUUCUUUAGAAGCAUUGUACAAUUUCUAGUUGAAACCAGGUGUCUUCCUUCUCGUGUCGUGUGCGAUUGCGUUUUAGAUGAAGUUCCCGAAAGUCGACACUGUUUGCGAGCAUUCGAUAGCAAUCGAAUGGAAUGUUUGAGAGUGAAGAUUUACAAUCAUAACCGUGUAGCAUAGACUAAGGUCCUUCCAAAUGAGAGUCAUAAUUUUCGAAGUUAUUUCAUUAAACGUAUAAGAUUUAUAACAUUUGUUGGUAUUGUAUUAAAUUUGUAAAUUUUAGUUUUAAUCUUUUUUUGUCAAUAAGAACUUUUUUUAUAUUUACCCAACGAAUUUUUUUCUCCUGUUUGUAAGACGAUUGAAUAAACUACUAAAACGUUCACAUUCUUUUAUUGGCUACAAAAAUAAACCUAUCAUCCGCAAAAUAUACAACUAUAAUAGUAAUCGAAAAUAAACAAAAUGCGAAGAAUAAACUCAUAGUUUGCAUUUACACGAA
Molecule: messenger RNA, 3304 nt
Organism: Uranotaenia lowii
Lineage: Eukaryota; Metazoa; Arthropoda; Insecta; Diptera; Culicidae
Gene: EDTP
Product: myotubularin-related protein 14
Exons: 7
Coding region: 400-2796 (798 amino acids)
Biological process (GO): dephosphorylation
Molecular function (GO): phosphatidylinositol-3-phosphate phosphatase activity
Source: RefSeq, a predicted model, not a curated record